AUGGAAGAUUAUAUUCCAUUAAGAAAAUUAGUGUCUGUAAGAUGUCCAUGUGGAAGAUCAAUACAUGAUGAUAGAAAUGGACCAGCUGAAAUGUAUACAAUUAAUAAAAAUGGUAAUGAAUUAAUUCUACUUUCAUUAAAUACAACAAAAUGGGAAUUUUUUUGUACAACUGGAACAUCUUAUGACUUUUCAAUUAAUUUCAUAAAAGAACAAAAGAAAUGGUUUCCUGAAAAGACUUGUCCAUUCAUUUUAUCAUAUCUUUUCACUGAACAAAAUAAUGUUGUUGGAUUUCUUACAGACCAUGUUAUUAUAAAAAAAAUCUUUCAAAGUUUUAUAGCUUCAUGUGAGUCUAGAGUUUUUGAACCCCCAACACAAUCAUUUCGUUUUGAAAAUAAUGAUCCUCAGGUUGCUUCUACAAUAAUUAAAAUUGAAGGACAAUGCCCAUGUGGAUAUAAACAUCAAUUAGGUAAUCAAAUAUAUGAUAUGGUCUUUUUAUUCCAAAACAGAUUAGUUGGUAUUGAUUUUAGAAAAAGCUUAUUAUCAAAUCUUUUUAAUAUAUGUGAACAAUGUGGACUUGAUUUAUGUGUUGUGAUGUAUGUUUUUAAAGGAUUAUCAGACGCAUUUUUUGAGUUGUCACAAUUAACAAAAUGCGACAAUUAUUGUCAUGGAAAGAGUCAAGACUAUCAUCUCACCAAGAAAAAAAGAAUUUCGUUCAAUGGUUUAGCACUUUUUUCUAACGCUGCAAUUGAAAAUCAAUACAUUUACUUUAUCAAAUUCUAUAACUCAAUCUAUAAAGGGUUUUUGUAUCAAUUGAGUUCAUUAGAAGAAUCAAACGUUUACUCAUUGUAUAACUUAUCUGAUUUUUGUGAUUCAUUUGAUUUACCACCUCCAAAUAUGAAGUUAAAUGAAAGUAAGGAAGAAAUAACAAUAAAUGAAAUAUAUUCAAAAGAAAAGAAUAAUUUUAAAAUUGAUUUGUUAAACGCACUUUCUAAGGAUUGUAUAGAGCUAAAGAAGAGUAUAAAAGAAGACAAUGACCAAACGGAGAAAGAAGAACAAAACGAAAAUGAAAGAAAAGGAUGUAUUGAACAUAAAGAAUUAAUUGAAAGGAAAGAAAACUUAAACUUUAAAACUAAACAAAAAGUUAAAGAUAAUACACCUAGUUUAUCUAAAGAAGAUAACAAAGAAACAAAAGAACCUAGUCAUGAACUUUUGCAAGUUUCAAAGGAAUUACAUCAAGAACAAAUCAAAAUAAAUAAAGGUAAUAAUAAUGAAAAAGAAAUAAAUCACCAAAAUACCAAUGAAACAAUUCAAGAUAAAAAACUUAAUGUAUUGAAACCAAAAAAAAUAACUACAGGAGAGUAUGAAAGCUAUGAAAAAUAUGGAAGUCCUAGACUAUAUCAAGGUAUAUCUAAUAAAAAUAGAAAAUCAAAUAUCUCUACUUUAGACACACAAACUAAAGACAGUAGUUUAGAAAUUCAAGAAAAGUUAAUACAACUAUUACUUGAAGCAUCAAAGACAAAAGAAAUGAAUUGUGGAUUUGAAUUGCAAGAAGAAAAAGAACAACCAAAAGGGCAUAAAUUAGUUGAAACAGAACAGCCCAAAGAGACUAACGAUGACGGUAUUGAAAGUAAAGAAUAUCCAAAAGAACUUAGUAAAGCAGGAUAUAUUUUAAAAAUUAAAACAAAAUACUCAACAAUACAAUUUAAUGGAAAUGAAGACACUACAGUUAGGGAAUUGAUUAGUCAUAUUAAAUGGACAAUUGAACAAGAAGGAAAAAAAGUUUAUUGUGGUGUAUUAAAACAAAGAACAAAUCCCAAAGGAAUUAACGAGAGAUUAAAUGAAACAUUAAGUUCAUUAAAAUUAUAUCGCACAAUGUUAUGGUAUGAAUGA
Entamoeba nuttalli P19 is the source of this 1890-nucleotide messenger RNA. RefSeq lists its product as hypothetical. The record is from RefSeq and is a predicted model, not a curated record. NCBI's taxonomy places the organism in Eukaryota, Evosea, Mastigamoebida, Endamoebidae. The coding region runs from base 1 to 1890 and encodes 629 amino acids. The transcript has a single exon.